ACGCUUUUGCUGUCCAUCCGACGUGGCUGGAUUAAUAUUCAGCUUUUACGGAUAAGCUACACAAUUCCGCGGGCAUAAUAGAAUACAUUUAAUCAGAUGCACAACCUAACCGUUUUAUUCUUUUCAUAGAUCCUAAACGUCAUUAAACUGCACUUCCAUGGCUGAUAGAAGGAAGGGAGAAGAAUACAUUAUCACUCCUGAAGAAAAAGAAUUAUACAAUCAGAAUGGAUACGUGCAUCUCAAGGGCAAAAACUAGGGCUUUUACAAAAGGGGACAUUACAUUGAAGAUACAAGGGAGUCUUGUCAGAGGAGGAACUUAGUGACUUGGAAAAGGAAUUUAUGGCAUUUAUCACCCGCGAGGUUCCUGUUGAAGGGAAGGACUUCUGUGACAUGUCAGCAGAUUAUUCAAAGCCUAUUGAAGACUUUUCAAUAAUUAAUAUUAUGCUUCCAUCAAGGUAUAAACCAUCUUUGAAAAAUAAUAUAUAUGAAAGAAGAGCAGCAUCUAUAUCGAAGCAGCUCUUGGGACAUGAUAUGCAGUGUGACUAUGAUCAACUACUUGCCAAGCCGCCGAAUAAGCCUGAUGCCAUAUUUCAUUGGCACCAGGAUUUGGCUUACUGGCCGAUAACAAAGGAUACCAGGACUGCAUCAUUUUGGCUUGCCAUUGACAACUCCACAGUUGAAAAUGGGUGUCUGCAUUUUGUUCCAGGGUCACAUCUGGAACCAGAAUUGCGAGACCAUUGUAUUCUUCAUGGUGAUCGUAAUAAGUCCCAUACAAUUUCAGCCAAGCUUUCUGAAAAAGACACACCCAAACCUGCAGAAUUAAAGCGUGGGGAUGCUACUGUGCAUCAUGAACGGGUAUUACAUGGAUCAGGUGGCAACUAUAGCAAUUCUAAUUGGAGAAGAGCAUGGGUUAUAGCAUUCAGAUCUCAAGAAACAGUUGAGGAGGAGCGCAGGAGAGGUUUUACUCAUUCUCACAAUGACCCCCUAGAGGUGUUAAAUGCUGUGGGAAAGAAGAAUUAAAGAAUUUAAUAGUUUGAAGUUUGCAUGUCAUGGAAUAUCUUUGAUGUUAGUUCUUUAAUGUAAAUUCUGCACCUGUCAUUUUCUGAAUGACUUGAAAUAAAGUAGAAUAGCUCUAAAUGAUACAUCGGAUUGAAAUGAAACAAAUUAUGAAAAUUAUGUUGCAUAGUACUUGCAGGAAACUAUAUGGUAGAGACCCUGUAAUAUUUCUUUGAAUGUUUUUACCAAAGCAUGCUAUAAUGAUAUAUUCAUUGGGUUUUUCUUUGUUA
Cryptomeria japonica (Japanese cedar) is the source of this 1286-nucleotide messenger RNA. RefSeq lists its product as uncharacterized. Lineage: Eukaryota; Viridiplantae; Streptophyta; Pinopsida; Cupressales; Cupressaceae. The record is from RefSeq and is a predicted model, not a curated record. The transcript has 5 exons. Bases 340 to 1020 code for a protein of 226 amino acids.